This is a messenger RNA of Cherax quadricarinatus, 2590 nucleotides long. The record is from RefSeq and is a predicted model, not a curated record. Lineage: Eukaryota; Metazoa; Arthropoda; Malacostraca; Decapoda; Parastacidae.
AUGGAGUGCAAGCCAGUGAAAGGCAAUGGAAGGCAGUGCAAGACAGUGGGAGGCAGAAACAACAACACCUUCGCGUACCUGGAAGACAACAGUUCAGUGGACUACCCAGUGGGGCGUCACGAGUGGAGGUUCUCACACGGGUUCUGCAGGGAGGGUCAACACGUGGUGCACAGCCUCACCCUCACCCAGUGUAUCACCAACAAGCAGUUCACCUGUGAUGAUGGCACCUGCAUCCCUAUCAACCAGGUGUGUGACCGACGUACGCAGUGUCGCGAUAAGUCGGACGAGACGGAGUGUUCCCCGGUACAACUACCUCGGGGUUAUCAGACAACCUUACCACCUCCCAGCCUCCGCCAAGACCACCCUCUACCUGUCUACCUUAACAUCACCCUCUCGUCCUUCUCCAGCAUCAGCGCCAUCAAUAACAGGUUCACGGUGCAGCUGAUGGUCAGGAUGAUCUGGUUCGACCAGCGAGUCAGGUUCAUCCAUCUGCGUCGGGAUCGUCAGCUCAAUAUUAUCCUCCCUAGUGAGGCGGAGACGAUGUGGGUUCCAGUGGUGGACUUCCUGAACGCUGACAGCAACCAACACACACUAGUUGACGACGACUGUAAGGUAACAGUGGAACGCCAUGGUCAACCUAAUGAAGACGACAUUGAGAAGUCUAGGGAAGCUCGGGUGUACGAGGGUAGGGACAACUACAUCCGCAUGUCACGCAAGUACACCGUUGUCUUCAAGUGUUUGUUCAACUUCCUCUACUACCCGUUCAACACUGAUUACUGCACCAUGGUGUUCAGAAUGAACAGGAACACCCAGAAAUACGUCAUCUUGCAGAAGUAUGGACCAGGCAUCCGUUACCAGGGUAAGGACAAGCUGGCGGAAUACCACAUCAGUGGCAUCAAGAUGAGUCGUGUAGUGACGGCUGAGCCCUACAGCAGCCUCCAGGCACUGGUCGAGAUGAAACGACGCUAUGCUACUCAGGUGGUGACCAUCUUCAUCCCAACAACACUUAUCAACGUCAUCUCCUUCAGCACCUUCCUCUUCAAGUGGUUCGACUUCCAGAACCGUAUCAUGGUGUCGCUGACGGCGCUGCUGGUGCUCUCCACCAUCUUCUCCCAGAUCUCCGACAACCUCCCCAAGACCUCCUACUUUAAGAUGAUAGACGUAUGGUUCUUCAGUUCCAUUGUCUUCGCCUUCCUGACCAUCCUCGUGCACACUCUGGUGGAGUGCAACCAUCACUACGGCUCACCAAAGGUGUCUCCCUCACCCACCACUAUCCUUGAAAUGGUCCACCUCAAUGAAGCGGAGGGCUCUCAGAAGACUGUCACUAACGUUAACGAAAGGCACCCACACUCUCGACCGAUCCUCAUCAACAAGAUUGGCUACAGGAUAAUCAUUACUAUGUAUGCUAUUUUCUUUGUCGUUUUCUGGAGCGCUGUUUUAUUCCAGAAAACUUCAGACGAUGCCAAGGAAUUCGCAGUCAACAAAACAGAGACUGUUGAGUAUCCAGUGUUGGUAAACACUCUCAGUGAGAAUCUUCUCUUAUAAAGUUGUAACUCAACGCAACAACCAUAAAAUAAUGGUAAUUCUAUCUCAUACUCCCAUGUCCACUUGGCUGGUUGGUUGGUUGAUGGGGUUUACAGCCUGUUGACUACACUAGGGUCAUUAAGACUGCACAUAACCUAAAGUAAACUGUCAGCGUUUAUGCGAUGAGAGGAAUAAACCUCUGUUUGUAUACUAUGUAUCCAGUGCACUUGCACAUCGCCCCUCCAAGAACUCUUCCCUGGGAUACAAUGUUUUACAAACCCAGGGUUUAUAAUAUUUCUUUAAGGAAUAAACUGUGACAUUAUAGAUGCUCUCAUCAACAUCACAAAACAAACUUUUCAAAGAUGACUGAUGAUAGAGUUGUCGUCCAGGUGAAGACACAGCUCUCGGCCCCCUCACUGACGUUUUCCAACACUUGUUCAUCUCACCACUGUAAGUGAUCCUGCGGCCACCCUCCCCACUGGUGUUACUUUCCUCCAUUGCUAAAGUAGCCUUCAACAAGUCUACGAUUAUUUACAAUAUGGUUAGGUCUCGUAAGGUUUGUCAGGAAAAAGGACAAGUGUUUCCUGGCGCGGGUCUUAGUCAUAUGAUGACCACCAGUUGGAACAUUGGUCAUCUGACCGAGGUCUUCCGCUGGCUUACCCCUCCACCCCUUUAAAAAUUAGGGUUAUAUGGUGUCAGGAGUAAGUGGAUGUAGGGUAAACAGUGCCAGAAAUCACUAACACAUAUUUACUAGCGUGCUUCAUGCGUGUAUAUUCAAAUGAACAACCACGGUGGGAGUAGAAUGAUAGCUCUAGGCCUUUCGUGUUGCACUUUUUCAAGAGUUUGCAAUGUUGACGAGGGAAUAGAAUUCCCUUUUUAACAUUGCAAGCUUUUGAAAAAGUGUUGGCUGCAACACGAAAGGCCUAGAGCUAUCACUGAAAUCUUCCCGUGAUUGUUUUCCAUCUUGUAUCACUUUUUCCAGAUUGUUCAAUAAUGCAUAUCCAUAUAUUUUGUCAAUUUUGACUCAGGAAAUUGUUAUAAUACGAUUGCAAACAAACUAGUGAAU